GAUAUUACUGUUGAAGGGAUUCAAGUGAAACAAAAAGUUAGAACUACGAAUUCAGCGUAGACGACAGGUCACCACAGCUUUCCAAUUCACUGGAAAAAGUUGGGACUCGAGACACAAACAAAACGGAAGACGAAACAAGACUACAACUCUCCCAACACUGCGAAAUUGCUUCGACUACCAAACACAACCACCUCUCUCUCUCUCUCUCUCUCUCUCUCUCUCUCUCUCUCUCUGCAAAUCGGAGUCGAGAUUCGAACACAGCAUCCGUGCGAUGCCUUCCCGAAGAAGAACGCUUCUGAAAGUCAUAAUCCUCGGCGACAGCGGGGUAGGGAAGACUUCUUUAAUGAAUCAAUAUGUGAAUAAAAAGUUCAGCAACCAGUACAAAGCAACUAUUGGAGCUGAUUUUUUGACAAAGGAAGUACAAUUCGAAGAUAGGCUCUUCACUUUACAGAUCUGGGAUACAGCUGGUCAGGAAAGGUUUCAAAGCCUAGGUGUUGCUUUCUACCGUGGUGCUGAUUGCUGUGUUCUUGUUUAUGAUGUUAAUGCGAUGAAGUCAUUUGACAAUCUAAACAAUUGGAGGGAAGAGUUUCUUAUUCAGGCAAGUCCUUCAGAUCCAGAAAAUUUUCCCUUUGUUGUUCUAGGAAACAAGGUUGAUGUGGAUGGGGGAAACAGCAGAGUGGUUUCAGAGAAAAAAGCUCGGGCUUGGUGCGCUUCAAAGGGAAAUAUUCCAUACUUUGAAACAUCUGCCAAGGAGGGUAUCAAUGUGGAAGAAGCUUUCCAGUGCAUAGCAAAGAAUGCUCUCAAGAGUGGGGAGGAGGAAGAGAUAUACCUGCCAGACACCAUUGACGUUGGAAGCAGCAGCCAACAGACGUCGAGUGGAUGCGCGUGCUGAAUACAACUCCUCCAUAGCUUUUCAGAGCAAUAAGAUGUUCAAACGUACUCCAAAAAGUCUUUUCCUGCAUUUGUAUUUGUUUGUAUUGUGGCUGAGACUACUGUACAUUAGUGUGUGGAAAACGAACUGGUUAUUCAUUGAUGUAGGACCCCCCGUUACAAUGUUUGGAUUAUAGCUGACUAUUGAAUUCAUGAUUUUUUUUUUCAAAAAAAGAAA
Molecule: messenger RNA, 1108 nt
Organism: Malania oleifera
Lineage: Eukaryota; Viridiplantae; Streptophyta; Magnoliopsida; Santalales; Ximeniaceae
Product: ras-related protein Rab7
Exons: 7
Coding region: 272-892 (206 amino acids)
Cellular component (GO): vacuolar membrane
Molecular function (GO): GTPase activity; GTP binding
Source: RefSeq, a predicted model, not a curated record